Amoebophrya sp. A25 is the source of this 1772-nucleotide messenger RNA. The record is from the annotation of a GenBank genome assembly. NCBI's taxonomy places the organism in Eukaryota, Dinophyceae, Syndiniales, Amoebophryaceae.
CUUGAUGUUGUUUUGCACUUGAUCGGAAGAGGAGGAGAUGAUCAAGCAUAUACCUCGCCUGUUUGAAGGUGAAGGAAAAACUACUUGAGAAAGAACUACAACAAAGAUCAAAAAAAAAUUAAUGCGAACAAGAAUAUGUGUAUUUGCAUUACUAGUACGAGCAGGUUGAAUAUUUGAUUGAUGACAAAAUAUAAUGGCAGAGCCAUUCUGAUUCUUACACUGACCCUCGUUGAUGUAGAAAGUAAAUAAUCUCAAACCUUCCUAUAUGUACAAGAGCGUCAUUCGCUUUCGACUUAUUGGUUCUUUUAGGUAGUUAGAGUUCAUUUAAAAACAAACAUGGAGGCGAUGACGGGACUGAAGCUCGCGAUGCCGCAUGAGCGGCCAAAUCGUGGCCUUGAAGAGGAGCGUUGUCAAGCUCCGGUAACUACUACUGUUCUUUCAGUCACUUCUCAUCGUCAUCUUUGUCCUGCAAGGAGAACUUUCAUUUGGAAAAUGGAAAGAUUAUUGGCCUUUUGGUCGCAGACAUUGAAAAUGAAAAAUUGUUGUACAGGUGAGAUAGUGUUUAUAUUUUUCAUUGAUUCGGUCUGGGUUUGCUCUCUCUUUCCCAUCUGUACUUUCCUAUACAGCAAACAUUACCUUCACAAAACGACAGGUUGGAAAUAUUGGCCAGCCAGAUCAUCCAGUACAGAAGAUUCAACUACAGUCCAUGCGGGACAGACUGAAGAUGGAAGACCGACUUGAUGGAAUCGUCUUGGGUAUCUACAUUAGAAUCGCUAUCUUCGCCGUCUAGGUCUACUUUGUCCACAAGAAGCGCUUGAAAAAUUCCCAGCAGCAUUAGCAUCUGCAUCUCCACCUCAUUGUGGUAGUUGACAAGUAAGCGCCUACAUGCUACGAUGAAAAAGAUGAGUCGAGCACUCCUCCAAUCUUCACAAACCAUAACAAACCAAUCAACUACAAAUCUAGGUUCGCAUGUACCAAUGAGGAACCGAAUCGAGCGAAACAUUCUUGCGCAAUAUCAGAGGCUUCCGGGGUUACCAUCGUCUUUCGUCGGACUCGAAUCGCAUCUGGAUAUCGACGAAACAAUCGAGUAAUUCUGAUUUUUUUGUAUGAGUAAACUUGGAUCAUUCUUGAUGGUUGCUCAUAAAAUAUAUGAUUACUUCUAGGUACAUCAAUCAAUCAUCAAUCAAUUAUAGGAAGUAUUCACUGAAGAUGCUGAUUCUACCUGGUCUUUACGAUGAUCACUUUCCUCGUCUUGUUACAACCCAAGAGAACCUUGUUUCGUGAUCAGGUUUGAGGAUUACCUGAACAGGAAAGAGACGUGCCCGAUGCCAGAGGUCGGGUUCAAUCAUACUAUGCACGACGUCCUCGAAAAGAAAUUGGAGAUGAAGUGAAGAGGAGUAAGAGCUGAAGGAUGGAAAUAGACUCGAUCAUGACAUCAACCCAUCGCAUUCAUCCCCACGGUACUCAUCCCUCAUCAGUUUUAUGCUGGCAGCCCCCCUUCGAGUUCUGGCAGUAGGACUCCGCUUCUCUGCCAUGAUGACUGCGCGCUGACCACCCAGACAUCAAAAGACAAGACGGCUACUCGUGCGAAGUCCUAGGCCUCCCACAAAAUCCUGGAACCUAAAUGUGAGCCCUGGCUUUCUUUCGCCCUCAAGAUUAGCCCUCGAAAAGAACUACUUCUGGUGUUCCUCGAUUUGAGCCUCAGCGCUGUUUCAUUUUUUUUGGACGUCUCCGCAUGGAGUAUGAAAAAACAAGACAGGUGGAAGCCACAU